Molecule: messenger RNA, 1480 nt
Organism: Lontra canadensis (Northern American river otter)
Lineage: Eukaryota; Metazoa; Chordata; Mammalia; Carnivora; Mustelidae
Gene: SYPL2
Product: synaptophysin like 2
Exons: 6
Coding region: 283-1077 (264 amino acids)
Cellular component (GO): synaptic vesicle membrane; synaptic vesicle
Source: RefSeq, a predicted model, not a curated record
GCCAAGUGCGCUCGGGAGUUUGACAGAAGUUUGAAUCGGACUCGGGGGCUUUCUGCAGCCGGAGGGGCAGAGCGGCGGUCCCGACCUCGGCGAGCGCCAGCUGCAGCGCCCCCGCCAUCCGCCCCGCCAGUCUGGAGCCCCGGCCGCCGACGGCCGCCCGCUCUCCCGCACAGCUCGCUGUCCCCGCGGCCGAUCAGCAGCCCCUCGUCCCACCGCGGUACCCGCAGCCUCCCGGCCAGGGAACCGAGCCCCGGCGCUGCGCCCCGGCCCCGCUCUGCCAGCAUGUCUUCGACGGAGGGCUCGAGUCCGGCGGCGGACAAGUCGCCGCGCCAGCAGGUGGACCGCCUGCUGGUGGGGUUGCGCUGGCGGCGGCUGGAGGAGCCGCUGGGCUUCAUCAAAGUUCUCCAGUGGCUUUUUGCUAUUUUCGCCUUCGGGUCCUGCGGCUCCUACAGCGGGGAGACAGGAGCAACAGUUCGCUGCAACAACGAAGCCAAGGAUGUGAGCUCCAUCAUUGUUUUGUUCGGCUAUCCCUUCAGGUUGAACCGGGUCCAGUAUGAGAUGCCCCUCUGUGAUGAUGACUCCACCUCCAAGACCAUGCACCUGAUGGGGGAUUUCUCUGCUCCUGCCGAGUUCUUUGUGACCCUGGGCAUCUUCUCCUUCUUCUACACCAUGGCUGCGCUAGUCCUCUAUCUGCGCUUCCACAACCUCUACACAGAGAACAAGCGCUUCCCACUGGUGGACUUCUGUGUGACUGUCUCCUUCACCUUCUUCUGGCUGGUAGCUGCGGCCGCCUGGGGCAAGGGCUUGACGGACAUCAAGGGGGCCACGCGGCCAUCCAGCCUGACCGCAGCCAUGUCUGUGUGCCACGGAGAGGAAGCAGUGUGCAGUGCUGGGGCCACGCCCUCGAUGGGACUGGCCAACAUCUCUGUGCUCUUCGGCUUCAUCAACUUUUUCCUGUGGGCUGGGAACUGUUGGUUUGUGUUCAAGGAGACCCCAUGGCACGGGCAGGGCCAGGACCAGGGCCAGGGCCCUAGCCAGGAGAGCGCAGCGGAGCAGGGAGCAGUGGAGAAGCAGUAAGCAGCCCCUACCUGGCUACUCCCGAACAGGACAGCACCUCUUCAACCACCUCCGGCUUCCAGGACCUCCCUCUUCUUCCUUCUCCAACUCUCCUCCCCAAUCAUUCUGGGCUCUGAGCUUUGAGACGACGCUAAUGGAUGGGCAGGCAUCAGCUGUCAGAAACCCGGGCAGCCCUCCCAGUGGCUUCCUAUCUGGCUUCUGGCUGGAGCCUCGGAUGGCAGGAGCUCCAUGCUUCUUGUCUAUUGCCUGAAACCCAGCAUCUUACUUGGGGUCUUACUCGUACCCUUGCAGCCUCUGAGAAGGAGCAUCUACUGCAAGGGGCUGGAGAGAGAGUCCUGAGACUGGUUCCUAGCAGCCACUUCUAUCAACCUGUUGGCUUCAAUAAAAGUGGGGGGAGGGGAAA